Terrapene triunguis (Three-toed box turtle) is the source of this 2532-nucleotide messenger RNA. It is a transcript of the gene WDR27, whose product is annotated as WD repeat domain 27. The record is from RefSeq and is a predicted model, not a curated record. Gene Ontology annotation, molecular function: protein binding. The transcript has 24 exons. Bases 1 to 2532 code for a protein of 843 amino acids. Lineage: Eukaryota; Metazoa; Chordata; Testudines; Emydidae.
AUGGAAAGCCCAGUGGACCUUUGUUUUACUGAAGAAGGAUGUAGCCAUGACAUAGUUCUUGAGAAACAAGUGUUUAGAUCCAAAGUGCCAGAGUCUCAUGUUCAACUUGCUUGUAAUCUACAUUACUGUGCUUUUCCUUUGAAUGGAAAUGAGCUAUGCAUCUGGAAUACUGGCGAUAGCCCUGCUCAUCAUCAGCCAUUGCACUUGGUAGGACACCACCAUUCAAUCACGGCACUGGCGUUUGGAAGUAAAAUCAAUCCCCUUCUUGUCUGCUCUGCUUCUUGUGACUAUGUGAUAGUAUGGAACCUGGAUGAGUGCACAAAGAAAGCACUACAAGAGAUUAAUGGAUUGUGUCCACAUAGUCAGUAUAUGGCUGCUUAUAUCAACGAUCUUGUCAUCUACAGCAGAACCUGGGACAACCACAUAAAUCACCUCACAGUAGUCCUACAGGCAGUCCAAGUGGCCAGGCUGACAGCUAACCUGGCUAAAGGUCAAUUAGCCAACUGGGAAGUGAACUACUGGAAUGAGGCUAUAUUAACUGAGUUGGAAGGCCAUCUGGCUCCAGUGACUGCAGCUGAGUUUUGCACCUGGGAGAGAAAUAUGCUUAUAUCAGUCUCUGAAGACAGAAGCUUUAAGGUUUGGGACUAUUGUACUGGAUUGCUAAUAUACCAAUCAGCAGUGUUAACAGCAUUUCCUUUGCUAAGUCUGUUCAUUGAUGAAGAAAAUAAACAGAUUAUUACAGGAUGUGCUGAUGGGCAGCUUUGGAUCUUCAGUUUGCUCAGUGGACAUCAGUACCGUUGUGUGGUACAUAUAAACUUAAAGAAAGAGCGAGAUAAAUUCUACAGCAAAACAGGAAAAUCUAGACAACAAUUAGAUCAAAUACAGAAGUUUUCUAAGCUGUACCUCACAAAUGACAGGAGACCAGAAGAAACAGUGGAAACAACAUUGCCAGUCCUCAGAAUUGAACACUGUGACCAAUCAAUAAAUUUAGGCAAAGAAGAAAACUUUUUUCCUGCUGUAAAUGCCAGAUGUUUGUGGAUAGGAAGCUCUACUGGUUUGUUCAUAAUUAACUUGGCAAACUUUGAAUUAGAAGCUGUUUUACAUUAUAAAGAUUACAGUGGCCUCACCAUUCAGUUUGCUGGAUCAUGCGCAUUAAUGAGGAAGGCAGUUAAUGGGAAGGUUUUCUGCUUGCUUACCUCGAUGUUUGAAAAUACGAUUGCUUUGCUGGAGAUUAACCUUGCUGCUUUGAUGAGAUCUCAGCAGAGUGAUUUUCUCUUAUGUGGAAAGGAGAAGAGGCUUUCAGUUAUUGCAAGUUGCUCUCUGUUGCCAAAUUCUCCAUUGUGUACUGAGUCUUUGAAGAAGGAAAGCUGCAAACCUACCAAUAAAAAAAAACUUGGUAUGAAGGGCACAAUGAAAGACCAGUCACUGGUUUUCCACAGUAAAAUUAAGUCAUCAGGCUACACAACAGCACCACAAAUGACCAUGUUUUCUCCAAAGACUAACUUGAAGAAAAAUAACAAGAUAUCAGAGUGGAAGAGCAGUUGCAAACGAAAAAAUAAAGAAUAUCUAUUGGAAAAUUCUCCUCCAACUAAAUCUGAGAGACAGAUAUCAGUAGCUAAUAAACCAACUUCUGUUUGCUGUAUUCAGUAUUCAGGGGAUGGAGAGCUGUUAGCUUGUGGCCUAGCUGACAAAUCUUUACUGGUAUUCAAUUCCAAUCUGACAGGAACACCGGCUGUUUUUUCAGGUCAUGAUGGUGCAAUUAACUCUGUUGGCUGGAGUCAUGACAAGAGGUGGUUAGUUUCUGCAUCAGAAGACAGAACAUUAAGGAUCUGGUCAGUCCGCAAUACAGAACCUGCCCUAUUUCUGGGCAAGGAGAUGUUCCAUAAAUCUAUACGCUUUGCACAGUUUUAUUACAUAGAUACAUUUAUAUUGCUGUGUUGUGGAGCUGAAUUUCAUCUGUUAAGUUACUAUCUUGACACGAGCAAGGAUGACCUAAAACGAUAUAAACAGAAGAGCAUUUGCAAAUCAGUACAGAAAUUCCCCAUGGCUUCUACUGUGGAGAUUACCAGCCUUUCAGCAAUAAAUGAUUUCCACUCUUAUAUUAUACUUGCAGCUGGUAGCAACCGAACAUUAGAAGUUUUUGACCUCAAUGCAGGCUGCAGUGCAGCAGUGAUACCAGAUGCUCAUUCUAGAUCAGUCCACCAGAUCUGUCAAAAUAAGGGAUCAGCUUUUAGCACUCAGCCACUUGAAGCUUACAAUCUUUUCAUGACCACAGCCACUGGUGAUGGCAUCAAACUGUGGGAUUUGAGAACACUGAGGUGUGAACGUCGAUUUGAAGGACAUAUUAACCGCUGCCACCCAUGUGGAAUAGCUGUCACUCCCUGUGGGCAAUUCAUAGCCUGUGGAUCAGAAGAUAAAAGCGCUUACAUAUAUGAGAUGCGUUCAAGCACCUUUUCCCAUAAAUUGGCAGGACACACGGAAUCAGUGAUCAACGUGGCUUUUAGUCCCUCGUCUCCACAGGAGGAGAAAUAA